UCGACUUUCCUCUUUCCCGGGUACUCUCUAGCUCUGCCGCUCCUGCUUCACCGCCCGCCACCGCCAGAAGCUUUCUCUCUGCUCCACGGUCUCUCUCCAUAGCCAUCCUCACAGUCGUGUUUAUUCUCCCUCUUCCAUCCCUCUUCGACUCCAUUGAACAGUAUCAGCUACCGGGAGGAGCUCAAGGUCAAGUCUUUUGGGGAAUCAACUUCCCGAGCUGUCCUCCAAUUUCAGACAGUAACUGCAGACUAAUCCCUAUGUCGGUUUCGGAAUCUUUACGAGAUGAACUAGAGUUCCUCCGAGGAUACGAGCUUCGUCUUCUUCGUUGCACGUUUCCUCCGCAGCCUUCCGAUGCUCAGGAUGAUUCCCCGCUUUCGUGUCAAAAUCAGCAUAUCCAUGUCCUGAUUGAUCAACUCCUGAAUUCCAUCGAGGCUGGGAACUACCAAGGGGCUCUUACCUCUGAUGGGGUCCGUCAAGCCUUUGGGCUCUCCGCCACUGGCUGGGCCGACUCCGUAGAUUCUGCGGACAAUGUCUACUCUGAGUUGCAAGAACGAGUUGAGCGGUUUUUGGUGCAUGAUUCUGCAGAUGAAGUGGACAGGGUUCACAGGGCAAUUCUUGUAAUGUCUGUGGCAAUAGCAGCACUUUUUGAGUUCAGUCAGUGUAACAUGACCGGACCUUUGAAGGAGCUGCCUAGGUGUCCUCUGCCGUCAGAAGCUGGAAACAAGAACAAUGAAUACAGGGAAUGGGACAACUGGGCAUGCAAUCAGCUCAUGUCUGCGGGAUCUGAUUUGCUUGGAAAGUUCUGUCAUCUCCAGUAUAUAGUUUAUGCUAAGAUAUUGCUUAUGAAGAUAAGAGACUUGUUAUCUCAAGGACACAUCUCUUCAUCAGAUUCACUUCAAAGCAUAUCGUGGUGGUUGGCUAGAGUCAUACUCCUACAGCAGAGGAUAAUGGAUGAGCGCUCUUCUUUUUUAUUUGAUUUAUUGCAAGUAUUUAUGGGUGAAAGCUUGUAUAAUUUUGGCACUCUAGAGAGAGUAUCGAGUUAUUGGGGUUCCAAGCUGUUUAAGGAAGAGAUCUCAGCAAUUGUAUCAAUGGUCCAUCUAGAAGCAGGUAUAGGAGAAUAUACUUAUGGAAGAACUGACUCUUGUAGGAAAAAGUUCGAUUCAGCUGAAAUGGCUGCUGGACUUCAGCUCUCUGUUACAGGGGUUCUAGGCUUCCGAACUGCAAAUCAGGUGGAAGCCAAGGCACAGAGGGUACUCAAUACAAAUGGAAGCUUAUCAGAUAAUAUUGAUGAAUCGAUCUCGAUGAACCCUAAGAUCACAAGUAAUGGUUCAAGCAUUGCUGAAAACAAUAUUCAACCGCUUCAUGAGGCAUCAGACAUAUUGAUGACUCCAAAAUUGUUGGAUAAGAAUGAAAAUGCUAAAAGCAUACCGCAUGACGUUAACGAUGGUCGGACCAGGCCUAGGUCUUUAGAAUCAAUUCAACAGGCUGUUGUCCUGGCAAAAUGCCUUCUAAUUGAGAAGAGCUCUCGACAAGAUGACCUGCAGAGGUGGGAUAUGGCUCCAUACAUCGAGGCAAUUGAUUCUCAGCAAUCUGUGUACUUUGCUAUCCAGUCCUUCUGUGACAUAUUGCGUAUCCGGUGGGAGUCAACUCGUAACCGCACAAAGGAGCGUGCUUUAUUGAUGAUGGAUAAUCUGGUUAAGACCAUCUACGAGCCUUCUCCAGAUGUGGCUCAAAGAAUGUUCUAUAGCUUUGGGGUAUAUCUCCCUAGUGUUCCUGCCCUAAGGAAGGAAUAUGGUGAACUACUAGUACGCUGUGGUUUGAUAGGGGAGGCAGUCAAAAUUUUUGAGGAGCUAGAGUUAUGGGACAGCCUCAUUUUCUGCUAUCGGUUAUUGGAGAAGAAAGCAGCAGCUGUUGAUCUCAUUAAAACACGACUCUCUGUCACACCCAAUGACCCCAGGUUAUGGUGUUCACUGGGGGAUGUUACAAAUGAUGAUGCUUGCUACAAGAAGGCUUUGGAAGUCUCUAACAACAAAUCUGCUCGAGCUAUGAGGUCUCUUGCCCGGAGUGCAUAUAACAGAGGGGAGUAUGAGGAAUCUAUGAUCCUAUGGGAAUCAGCCAUGGCCUUGAAUUCUUUGUACCCAGAUGGGUGGUUCGCACUUGGGGCCGCUGCUCUGAAGGCGAGGAAUAUUGAAAAGGCUGUGGAUGGAUUUACUCGAGCAGUUCAACUUGAUCCUGAGAAUGGGGAAGCUUGGAACAAUAUUGCUUGCUUGCACAUGAUCAAAAAGAAAAGCAAAGAGUCAUUUAUUGCAUUCAAGGAGGCCUUGAAGUUUAAACGAAACAGCUGGCAAUUGUGGGAAAACUUCAGCCAAGUUGCCUUCGACGUUGGCAAUAUCAGUCAGGCUAUGGAAGCUGUCAAGAUGGUUUUGGAUAUCACAAGCUGUAAAAAAGUUGAUAUCGACUUACUACAGAAAAUCACAGAAGAGCUGGAGAAGAGGGCUGCUGAUUCAGGAGACCAAAAGGAAGAUGCUGAUUUUCAUUCAGAUUCUAUGGGUGAAUCAUGUGCUCAACCCCUGGGUGGAAAAUCACGAGAAACUGAGCAGUUGGUGGAAACUCUAGGAAAAAUUUUGCAGCAGAUAAUUCGAAGUGGGAGCCAAGCGGAUAUAUGGGGCUUGUAUGCAAGAUGGCACAAGAUGAAAGGAGAUCUUUCCAUGUGUGCUGAAGCCCUUCUGAAGCAAGUUAGAUCAUAUCAGGGUUCUGAUGUGUGGAGAGAUGGAGAACGAUUUAAAAGGUUCGCUCGUGUUUCUUUAGAGCUAUGCAAGGUUUACAUGGAAAUAUCAUCCUCAACAGGAAGUCGCAAGGAACUCUUUUCGGCGGAGAUGCACUUAAAGAAUACCGUUAAGCAGGCUGUGAACUUCACCGAUACUGAAGAAUUCAGGGAUCUUCAGUCUUGCCUCAGCGAAGUGCAAAAGAAACUUGAAUUAUGGGGUCCUGCUGCUUAAUUACUUUUAACUGGCCACAAGGCAUGCGACUCUGGUCACAAUCGUAUCAUACCGAAACUGCCAGGAAUUUGCUGCCGCUCGAGGAACUUGAAGAUUUAGAAACGGAUUGGUUCUGAAUGACAGAUUGGUGUGACCGGACCUACAAUCUUUCAGUACCUGGCAGCAUCGAUGUUUUCCAAUACCUGCGUAGCUGCUGUAUCAGGCAGCAUCGAUGUUUUGGAUUGGGAAAUCCCUGUUCCUCAAAGUUUUGUAUGUUAUUGUACUAUAACUGUUAAUUGAUCUUUUCAUAGGUGAAAAGCGAAGUUACUAUUACAUUUGUGUU
Messenger RNA from Punica granatum (pomegranate), 3321 nucleotides. The record is from RefSeq and is a predicted model, not a curated record. NCBI's taxonomy places the organism in Eukaryota, Viridiplantae, Streptophyta, Magnoliopsida, Myrtales, Lythraceae.